Molecule: messenger RNA, 2037 nt
Organism: Thalassophryne amazonica
Lineage: Eukaryota; Metazoa; Chordata; Actinopteri; Batrachoidiformes; Batrachoididae
Product: neurofilament light polypeptide-like
Exons: 5
Coding region: 99-1898 (599 amino acids)
Biological process (GO): neurofilament bundle assembly
Cellular component (GO): intermediate filament; postsynaptic intermediate filament cytoskeleton; axon
Molecular function (GO): structural constituent of postsynaptic intermediate filament cytoskeleton
Source: RefSeq, a predicted model, not a curated record
CAGCAGGAGCAGGCAGAUGACUCUUAGAGCAGAGUUCUUUCUAUUGCUCCGCACAUUCAGAGGAGAGGGAGAGCAGCCUAUGACCUCCACACUCAGCCAUGAGUAGCAUCGGAUACGACCCCUACUACUCCGCCUCGCCGUACAGGCGCUGGUUUGUAGAAGCGACCCCUCGGGUGUCGGUGACCAGGGGGAGAACCCACUCCGUCUACUCCUCCCAUGCAUCCCCGCUGUCCUCAUCCCGUCUGCGGUACUCCUCUCCCAGCAGGGUGCUGCUCUCCUCCUCCUCCUCCUCGCCGGCCUCUUCCCUGGAGCUGGAGCUCAGCCAGGCAGCUCAGAUCAGCUCGGAAUUCCGGGUGGUGCGCACCCAGGAGCGCACCCAGCUGCAGGACCUCAAUGACCGCUUCGCUGGCUUCAUUGAGAGAGUGCGUGAGCUGGAGCAGCAGAACCGAGCCCUGGAGGCGGAGCUGCUGCUGCUGAGGCAGAGGCACACAGAGCCGUCCCGCCUGCGAGCACUCUACGAGCAAGAAGCCCGCUCCCUGAGAGCUGCGGUGGACGAGGCCAGAGCAGAACAGCAGGUUCUCCUCAGCCAGAGGGACCGGCUGGAGCAAACCCUGAGUGCCCUGCAGGCCCGAUAUGAGGAGGAAGUCCUGGCUCGUGAAGAAGCUGAGGGCAGGCUGAUGGAGGUCCGCCGUGAAGCUGACCAGGUCGCCUUAGCUAAAGCUGAGUUGGAGAAGAGCGUGGAAAGUCUGCUUGAAGAGCUCGCAUUCCUCAAGAGGAUCCAUGAAAGUGAGCUCCUGGAGCUUCAAGCCCAAGUCCAGCUGGGCGUCCAGGUGGCUGUAGAGUCUCAAGCCGCCACACCGGAUCUCUCCGGGGCUCUUCGGGACAUCCGGUCCCAGUACGAGCGACUGGCAGCAAAGAACAUGCAGGCUGCAGAGGAGUGGUUCCGAGGGAAGGUGGGCUCACUGACUGAAACGGUGGCUCAGCACACCGACGCAGUGAGGAGCUCCAAGGACGAAGCGGGAGAGUACCGCCGACAGCUGCAGGCGCGUCUCUUAGAGAUCGACGCAUGCAGAGGCAUCAACGAGUCCCUGGAGAAACAGCUGCAUGAGAUAGAAGAGAAGCAGAGUGCUGAGAUCGCCGCCAUGCAGGACGCCAUUGCUGAUUUGGAGAGCGAGCUGAGGGGCACGAAACAGGAGAUGGCGCGAUACCUGAAGGAGUACCAAGACCUGCUCAACGUCAAGAUGGCGCUAGACAUUGAGAUUGCAGCGUACAGGAAACUACUGGAAGGGGAGGAGUCUCGUUUCAGUGUGGGAGGGGCCGGCGGAGUGUCUCCUCUGUACAGUCACAGUGUGCAGGCGUCCUCCUUCGCUCGGCCCGUCCUCUCCAGCAUCAGCUCCGGCACCUCCUACUUCAUGACAUCACGUCUGCUGAGCUCCAGCAUCAGCACCACGGACGGCAUCAUCUCUGUGAGCCACGCCCACAAAGCAGAGGCCAGGCUCCCCGGGGACGAGGAGGAGGAAGAGGGAGCAGAGGAAGAGGAAGAUAAACAUGAAGAGGGUGGCGAUGAGGAGGAGGAAAAGGAGGAAGUGACGGGUGGAGACGAGGAGGAGAAAAGUGACGAGGGCGAGGAGGAGGAGGUCAAAGAAGAAGCACAAGAGGAGGAAAAAGCCGAAGGAGCUGAUGACACCAAAGGCGACAAGAAAGAGGAGAAGGAAGACGUGAAGGCGAGAGAAGAGAAGGACGAUAAAGCCGAAGACGAAGGAGACAAAUCCAAAGACAAAGAAGACAAAUCUGCUCCAGGAGCAGAUGACAAAGCUGAUGGCAAAGAGGAGAAAGAGGAGGGGAACGCUGCCAAAGGAGCAGCAGAGUUAAAGAGCAAAGAUGACGUGAAGAAGUGAUCAAUCAAGAACUCCACACAGACAAAUAUCCUCUUGUGCUUGUUAACACGGUGCUCAAUAAAAACAGUGUGUUUGCAGAAACAUCUCACAGUUAAAAGCUUGCCAAUGUCCACAGCAGAAAAUAAAAGUCUCGUUACUC